GGAGCCAGGGCGAGCACGGCGCUGGGGCUCAGCGUUUGGCCUCAGUCAAUGCACUGGGUGCGUGGAUGCGGCAGAGAAAUAAAUGAGGAGUCAUAGCGAAGACAUCUUUGCAGCCAAGGGAAAAGGAACUGACGUUGGGGAUCGCUGGAGCGGGGAGCAGAGGGAGCCUGCUGGGUCUGGCUUCCACCCGCAGCAAGCUAACAUCUGGGCACAGCUGCUUCCCGGAGCCCUUUCUGCCGCUGCACGUCGCCUUCUUUGGCGGCCAUGGAGUCGAAUGGCAGUUUCCUCGGUUGCAACAGCUUGAAAGAUGACAAGGACCUGAAGUUCCUCUUGAAAGGCAGCCAGCUGCUAAAAGUGAAGUCAAGCUCUUGGAGGAAGGAGCGGUUUUAUAAGCUCCAGGAGGACUGCAAAACCAUAUGGCAGGAAUCAAAGAAGAUGCUGAGGUCUCCAGACUCACAGAUCUUCUCUAUUGAAGAUAUUCGGGAUGUGAGGUCAGGCCAUAAAACAGAAGGUAUGGAAAAAUACGCCAAGGAUGUACCAGAGUAUCGCUGCUUUUCCAUCAUUUUCAAAGACCAGCGGAAAAACCUGGACCUCAUUGCAAGUUCAGAGGAUGAUGCCAACCACUGGGUCUGCGGCCUUGGGAAAAUCAUAGCCCACAGCAACUCCAUGAACCAGAAACAGAAACUCCAACAUUGGAUUCACACCUGCCUGCGGAAAGCUGAUAAGAACAAAGACAACAAGAUGAGCUUUAAAGAACUCAAGAACUUCCUGAAAGAAGUGAACAUUGAAGUUGAUGACUAUCAUGCCAAGGCAAUUUUCCAGCACUGUGACAAGUCCAAAACAGAGGCUCUGGAGGAUGAUGAGAUAGAGGAAUUUUACAAGAUACUAACAGAGAGAAAGGAAAUAGACAAAAUCUUCCAGAAGUACUCAGAUGCAGAAGGGCUCAUGUCCUGCCAGAACCUGGUGAGGUUCCUCUAUGAGACACAGCAAGAAGAAGAUGCUGUUGUUGCUGCCCCUCCCUUGAUUCAGAGAUACGAGCCCAGUGAACGAGCCAAGAAGCGUAACGCCAUGACCAAAGAUGGUUUCCUGAUGUACUUGCUGUCUGACGAUGGGAAUAUAUUCAACGCCUCCCACCGUAAAGUUUACCAGGACAUGAAUCAACCUCUCAGUCACUACUUUGUGUCAUCCUCACACAAUACCUACCUUAUGGAUGACCAGCUUACAGGCCCUAGCAGCACAGAAGCCUACAUCAGAGCCCUCACCAAAGGUUGCCGCUGUGUGGAGUUGGACUGCUGGGAUGGCCCUAACUCGGAGCCUAUCAUUUAUCAUGGCUACACUCUCACCUCCAAGAUCCUCUUCUGUGAUGUCAUUAAGGCUAUCAAGAACUAUGCUUUCAAAACUUCACCAUACCCUGUCAUCAUCUCUCUGGAGAACCACUGCAGCCUCGAUCAGCAGAAGGUCAUGGCUCGGCACAUGACAACCAUUCUGCAGGACAUGCUCCUGGUCGCCCCGAUUGAUGGAAGCAAAUCCCAGUUCCCCUCCCCAGAGCAACUGAAAGGGAAGAUCCUUGUGAAAGGCAAGAAGCUGAGCAGACAGGAAGACCCCACUGGGACAAAUGGGAACAACAACCUGGAGGCUGAGGAUGUCUCUGAUGAAGAUGAAGCAGCUGAAAUGGAAGAUGAAUCUGUGAAGACAGAGGUGCAGCAGAAAGGGAAGAGUGACACCCUCAAGCUGGCCAAAGAGCUGUCAGACACAGUUGUCUACUGCAAGAGUGUUCAUUUCAAUGGCUUUGAAGACCCCAGCCACCCUCGAGCUUUCCAUGAGAUGUCAUCGUUCACAGAGAGCAAAGCUCUGAAACUAGCUCAGGAGUCUGGAAACAGCUUUAUUCUUCAUAACAUCAGGCACCUGAGCCGAAUAUACCCUGCAGGCUGGAGGACAGAUUCUUCCAACUACAAUCCUGUUGACUUGUGGAACGUCGGCUGCCAGAUUGUUGCCCUAAAUUUCCAGACAGGAGGCACAGAAAUGGAUGUCUACCAGGGCCGGUUCCAGGACAAUGGGUUUUCUGGGUAUGUCUUAAAGCCGGAAUUCCUCCGGGAUGAGCAAACCAAAUUCAAUCCAAAAUCCAUCACAGAAGGAACAUGGGGGACAAAGAAGAAGCUUCUACUUAAAAUCAUCUCUGGUCAGCAGCUGCCCAAAGUAAACAAGAGCAAAAACUCAAUCGUUGAUCCCAGGGUAACAAUUGAGAUCCAUGGAGUCCAGCAGGAUAACAACAAGAAGCAGACCAAAGUCGUUGAAAAUAAUGGCUUCAACCCAAAUUGGGACGAAGAGUUUACAUUUGACAUAGAGAUCCCUGCGCUUGCCCUGGUCCGAUUUGUGGUAGAAGACUUUGACAUGUCAACCAAGAACGACUUCAUUGGGCAGUAUACUGUUCCCUUCACCAGUCUGAAGCAAGGUUACCGCCAUAUUCACCUUCUGACCAAGAAUGGAGACCCCUACUCCUCCUCCACCCUCUUUGUGUAUGUCAACAUCCAGGACUGUGAUUAGCAGCUCAGUAAGUGGGUGGGUGAACCAUCUUACAGACCUACAAGGAACUCAGCACGUCAUCUACCACUGUCAGGGUCCCAUCAAACCCACAGUGCCUUCUCCAGAGCAGCACACGUUGCCCAUGGGGUCCUGAUGUAAAAUAGCCAUCGACUCCCUCCCUCCUGCGAGUUGGAAACAUCCUAAUGCUGCUGUUGAGAUUAAUCCUUUUGUACAUGUCCAACCAAUCCAGCUGUGUUUUUGAGUUCACUUUAUAUAGUGUGGUUUUUAAUUCUGCUUUUAGAAAGAGGAUAGAGACUCCUUUUUAGCAAAUCCUGGUUUGGGUUCUGUCACACAUCUGGACAAAAUACCUGACACCUAUGCAAGAAAAACCCACUUUGACACUGAAAGCAGGAGCCAGACACCAGGUGACUUCUUGCAACUUCAGCUGUCAGCCAUCCUUUACCAUAUGAAGUCUUAAAGGAGGACAUGAUUCUCCUCUUAUCUGUUACAGAUUAAAACAAGAAAGCUGCACUACAAAGGGCCGUGUUAUAUAACUUGACUUUCUUUUUGUAUUAUAAUAAAAAAUACAUGAAUACUGCUCUGCCUGUGUGCCUGGCUUCCAGCCAGGUCACUGUGCAUUCAGAGCCUGGCUCUUAUUCUGUGAAGGAGAACAAAACUGCCGAACAGUAGAUUUCCCUCUAUCCCAAAAUGAAGCCCACUCACAGGGACCUCAGAGAUGAGAGUGGAAAUAAAUACACUGAACUGACAGUAGGGCUUUUUUGUUUUGUUUUGUUUUUAUAGGAAAAUCUCUUUUUUAACCCAGAGGAAGCAGUGGUGGAAAGAGUUUUAAAUGUUAGCUUGAUCCCAUUGCACUGCAGAAGUAACCCAGCACAAGCAGACAAAAGCAUUUUGAACAACAACCCAGUAUUUAUGGCAAAAGGUGUUUUUUUGUUUCUUUGUUUUUUUCUAGCACAACAGUGGAGUUAAGUGAAUAUUGUUGAAAUAAAAUAAUAUAUAUUUUGAAGCUCCAAUGAUGUUACAAACACUGUGUUAGACUAUUAAAAAAGUAUCUGGAAAAGUCCAA
Molecule: messenger RNA, 3607 nt
Organism: Lagopus leucura (white-tailed ptarmigan)
Lineage: Eukaryota; Metazoa; Chordata; Aves; Galliformes; Phasianidae
Gene: PLCD1
Product: phospholipase C delta 1
Exons: 15
Coding region: 265-2544 (759 amino acids)
Biological process (GO): phosphatidylinositol-mediated signaling; lipid metabolic process
Molecular function (GO): calcium ion binding; phosphatidylinositol-4,5-bisphosphate phospholipase C activity
Source: RefSeq, a predicted model, not a curated record